AUGGAGGAGCUAAUACGAUUGAUAACGUCAAAAUUCACUGCUUAUAUACAAGCAGAGAUGGUAAAUAUGGCAUCUGAACUUGUUAAUUCUGCAACAAGUGAUAAACUUAGUGAAAUGGACUGGAUGAAAAACAUUGAGAUUUGUGAAUUAGUUGCACGUGAUCACAGACAAGCGAAAGAUGUCAUAAAAGCUAUUAAAAAACGCUUGGGAAGCAAACACUCAAACACAAAACUAUUUGCAGUAAUGUUGCUGGAGAUGUUGAUGAACAAUAUUGGAGAACCUGUUCAUAAGCAGGUUACAGAAACAGGAAUUCUUCCCAUACUUGUGAAAAUAGUUAAGAAAAAGUCAGACCUUCCUGUUCGGGAAAAGAUUUUUCUUCUUUUAGAUGCAGCUCAGACAUCUGUAGGCGGAGCUUCUGGGAGGUUCCCUCAAUAUUAUUCUGCAUAUUAUGAAUUGGUGAGUGCAGGAGUACAAUUUCCUCAGAGGCCUCGUGAUAUCCCAAAACCUCAUGUUACAUCAAACACCAUUGAGAAUAAUUUACUUGAUAAGGAAUUUGCUAAUACUCAACGUGCAAGAAGUGUACCACAGACACAGCCGCAGAAAGUUUCUGAAUACAGUAUUCUUGAGAAAGCUGGCAGUGCACUGGAGGUCUUGGAGGAUGUCCUUAAUGCUGUUGAUGCUCGACAUCCUGAGGGAGCGAAAGAAGAGUUCACACUUGAUCUUGUGGAACAAUGUUCUUUCCAAAAGCAACGAAUAAUGCAACUUGCAAUGACUUCUCGGGAUGAAAAGAUAGUCUCUAGUGCGAUUGAGCUUAAUGAGCAGCUUGAAAGAGUUCUGCGAAGGCACGAUGCACUUGUUUCUGGUAGGACAAUGUCCAUAUCGAGUCAUAUUGAACAUGAACAGAUAAUGUCCAUAUCGAGUCAUAUUAACCAGGAACAGGCAGAGGAAGAGGAAGAAGCUGAACAACUUUUCCGAAGGAUAAGAAAAGGGAAAGCUUGUCUACGACCAGAAGAUGAAGGCUGCCAAAUAGAGAGGCCAUUGGGUUUGCUGGGAGGCCCUCUUCCUGGGGAAAUGCUUCAUCGCCCACUCAUUCGACCACUAACUGUGGAGCCAAAGCAACAACCAUUUCGGCCACUAACUAAGGAGCCAAAGCAAGAGUUUAUGCGGCCACCAACUAUGGAGCCUGAUCAAGAAGCUAAUGUAGGUCGACCAGCAGUUGUGAUUCCACCACCACCUGCUAAACAUGUUGAGAGAGAGAGAUUCUUUGAGGAGAAAAAGGCGGACGUUUCUUCGCUUGAUGGGCAUAUGCGGAGCCUCUCGCUACACAGCCAAAACGCCAGCAGCUCUCGCAGUGGAAGCAUUGAUUAUAGUGACUGA
Fraxinus pennsylvanica is the source of this 1377-nucleotide messenger RNA. The record is from the annotation of a GenBank genome assembly. Lineage: Eukaryota; Viridiplantae; Streptophyta; Magnoliopsida; Lamiales; Oleaceae.